AAAGAAUAAAUAUAAAUGAUAGAUAUAAUACAGUAUUAUAGAGAGACAGAGAACAAGAAGACCUAGCCGGCCAAGCGAGGAAGGAGAGAAAGAGCAAAGCCUGGCCGCGCCGGGGCCCGUGAUUCGCCUUUAACUUUCACUUUCCUCUCUCUCGCCCUUUUUACCCUUUUAUCCUGUCCGAUACGCCUCCAAUUAAAACCGAGGCCUGGCGCACCGGCAACUCCCUCCUCGCAGCAGCCCGUGCAAUGGUGCAACUGUACUAACCGCAGAGUGACGUCGGGGGGUGUGGGUGUGGGGGGCGGGGGGAGUGACGCCCGGGGUGGCGAUGACGACGCUGCACAUGGACCCGCCGGCGCCGCCUGCGCGGCGUUCGGUGUCGACCAGCUGCGACCUGCACCCGGGCGAGGCGUUCACCGGCUUCUGCGCCGCGUGCCUGCGCGAGCGCCUCCAGGGUCUCGAGGCGUCUGCCGCCGCGGCCUCCGCGCCGGGCCGCAAGUCCACAUCGGCCAUCCGGUCCCUCUUCGCCAGACCGUUCGCCGCCGGCAGCUCGUCUGCGUCCGGUCCCGCUGAGCCGCCGGACCUCCGGCGGUGCAAGUCGUUCUCGUGUGGCCACGGCGGGGACGCUCUUGCCGCAGCGGCGGCGGCGGCUGGUGCUGCUGCCACCAGGGCGGACGAGCCGCAGCGGCGUUCGUGUGACGUGCGGGGGCGCAGCACGCUGUGGGCGCUGUUCCACCAGGACGACCGUGACCGCGUCCGCGAUGGCACGGCGUUCGCGGCGUUCCCAGCCUCCUCAUCGACCGCCGCGGCCGCGCUCGCCGUCGACGUGCAUCCCCCACCGCAGGCACCGUGCAUCCCCGACGUUUUCUCGGACGAGGACAUCCCAGUGGUGAUGGAGCCCGACGAGAUAGUCCCGGUGGUCGAGCAAGACCCCGUCGUCCCGAUGGACAUUUCUGGCGAGGUGGAAGCCGGAGGCAAUGCGGCGCAGAGAGGUAUGGCCAUCAAGGAUCACAUCGAUCUCGAGUCGGCGCAGAGCAAGAAGGCAUCGCCCAAAGACCUCGCCGGUAGCUUCUGGGUCGCCGCCUCCGUGUUCAGCAAGAAGUGGCAGAAGUGGCGGCGCAAGCAGAAGCUCAAGAAGGAGGCUGCCGUGAGCAAGGCCGCCGCAGCGGCAAUGCCCCCUCCGGAGAAGCCCUCCAAGCCGUCGUUCCUUCGCCGGAGUCGGCUCCGUGGGGAGGCAGGCUCCGAGCUCGCCGAUGGCCGGCGCUCGUGCGACACCGACCCGCGUUUCUCCCUGGACGCCGCGCGCAUGUCCAUCGACGACGCUGGCUUCUCAUGGGACGAGCCCCGCGCGUCCUGGGAUGGGUACCUGUUCGGCGGCGGCGCCGGCAUUGGGCUCGGGCGCGCGCCUCCGCCGCUCUCCCGCCUCCCUCCCAUCCUGUCCGUCCUGGAGGACACACCGACAGACGUCGUCGAGCGCUCCGAUGGCCAGAUCCCCGUAGAAGACGACUUCGACCCCGACCCGCCCGGUGGCUCGCUACAGACCAGAGACUACUACCUGGACUCCUCCAGCCGCAGGCGCCGGAGCCUGGAACGUUCGAGCUCCGUACGCAGGCCGUCCUUCGAGGUCACGGAUCCAACAAGGCCGAUGGCGCCCGCGGUAAACGGGACCGGGAGGGAGUCCCCGAUUGGCGGCGGUUCAGAGUUCUACCACUUCCAGCACGCCGAGGACUUGCUGGACCGCGGCUUCAGCUCCAACUCGCUCAUCGAGGACAUCUCCGCGAGCCUGGAGGCGGCACUAUCCGGGCGCGCCAAGAAGCCGCGCCGGUGGCGCAAGGCGUGGAGCCUGUGGGGGCUCAUCCACCGGCGCGCCGCGGGGCGCAGGAGCGGCGGGGGGCCGUCGGACAUCACCGACCGUUCCUUCUCCGAGCCGUGGCCGGACCUGCGCGUCCGCGGAGCCAACCCCAAGAUGCAGCGGUGCAACAGCAGCAACCUGAGCGCGCGCAGCUCGUUCAGCAGCAACAGCGGCGGGCUCGGCAGCUCCCGGCGCAGCUACGUGGACGCCAACGGCAACGUGAGGCGGAGGGAGGAGCCUCACGCGCAGGCGCAGGUGGAGCGGACCCGCAGCGCGCGCUACUCGCCCGGGCGCGCCGCCGCGGACAACGGCAUGCUGCGGUUCUACCUGACGCCGAUGCGGAGCGGCAGCGGGCGGCCGCGCGGCGGAGGCGGCCUGCCCAGCAAGGCCGGGCCCGGGCGGCCGCUGGCGACGCAGUCGUUCGCGCGCAGCGUGCUCCGCCUGUACUAGGUAGGCUACGGCGUCAAGUCCAGGUUCCUCUGUCUAAUCUGCAUGUUCAAGGAGAGUCUGGGGGUUAUAGCCAUAAACCUUUGUGUACUGUACUGUACUGUAAUGUAAUCUGUCGUUUCAUUUCGGGGGAUUGGAUAACACGCAUCUCGUCUCAUAAUUUCCUCUCAUCUCAUGUGCCCAUAUCUCUCGUCUCGCAUGUCGAGUCACGAGGGUUUUCAACGUGAGUUAUUGUAGUUCCAUCCAUCAGCAUAUAUUUAUAUGUGACCGUGACUUUUGUCGUUAA
Molecule: messenger RNA, 2582 nt
Organism: Zea mays
Lineage: Eukaryota; Viridiplantae; Streptophyta; Magnoliopsida; Poales; Poaceae
Product: protein OCTOPUS
Exons: 1
Coding region: 326-2299 (657 amino acids)
Source: RefSeq, a predicted model, not a curated record